AUGGCAUUGGAUCACAAUCUUGACCUUCAGCUGAUCUUCAUGGACCAAGUUCUGGACUCAUGUGGAAGCCGCGAGAUUAAGACAGGAGCUAGCAGGUGUAUUCUCAUGCCAGUGUGGACAAGUGACUGGAUUGCUGCAAUAAGCAUACAGCCACCCAAAGCCUACAAACACGCAACCCAUAUUUUAGCAGACAUUGCUACUGGAACAGUACCACAAGAAUCUACUGGGAAAGAACAGGGUACCAACUCAACCAUGAUAAAGGCGCUCAUGGACAGCAUGAAGACCUAUGUCAACAAGACCCAAAACCAGGCAACCAGCACUGAAAUGGCCUCUGAUAGACCUAUAACCAACCCUCUGCUUUUUGGGAUUUCUGCUUUCAGUUUGAAACUCUUCUUCUCCACCUUCAAUAGGAGCCGCGAAGCUCCAUUGCACAUCCUGAUACUCAGUUUCAUUGGAUGCAUCAGAAUCCUGUGA
Molecule: messenger RNA, 474 nt
Organism: Coccidioides immitis RS
Lineage: Eukaryota; Fungi; Ascomycota; Eurotiomycetes; Onygenales; Onygenaceae
Exons: 3
Coding region: 1-474 (157 amino acids)
Source: RefSeq, a predicted model, not a curated record